Molecule: messenger RNA, 1323 nt
Organism: Colletotrichum abscissum
Lineage: Eukaryota; Fungi; Ascomycota; Sordariomycetes; Glomerellales; Glomerellaceae
Exons: 3
Coding region: 1-1323 (440 amino acids)
Source: RefSeq, a predicted model, not a curated record
AUGACAGGAACGCUCGAUGGCGGCCUUCAGAAGCCGACCGGCAAGAAAGGAGAUAUUCCAGAAGACAUUGACUGGAGCGAAUCGGAACCCGACGUAACACGAAGAUCCUACAGACAACACCAUCGUCACACAGAACCAGUCGACAACUUCGAAGAUCUUGCCUCACAAUUUGCAUGGGACGGAACUUACGCCGAUCCAGAUAGCUUGAGCCCUCAUCACGAAGCAAGAUUUGCUACCGGCCAGACAGUCCCGUAUAGGCGCGGUCACCUAGAAGGUUUCGCAGACCCUUCACGGCACAGAGGUCCCCCGAACCGAAAACUCCCGCCUCCCGGUCCCAACGAGCCUCAAGGGUUCAGUCAACGGCCUGAAGGCCCAGCAAUGAACUACUACGGAGUUCCUCCUCCUCCUCCACCUCCCCAUCCUGGCGUAUAUCCAAUUCAUGCGCCUCCAAUGCCGUAUUAUACUCCAGUACCUCAUACUGCUGGUUGGAAAAAUCCGAUGGGCGGGCCCCGGCCUAUGGGACCACCACCAUCUACAUAUCCUCCACCGAUCGAGCCUUACGGUUCUUACUAUGUACCGCAUCAAGGACCAGUCCACUCUCAUCCGUACGCCGCCACACCUCGCAGUCAUGCUUAUAAUACCGGCCCUGGCCCACAGACUACUUUCCCCCGUCAACACAAGGAUCAUUACCCACCGUAUCCCGCACCGCAACAGCCAGUCGAGGGAUAUUAUGAGGAAGCAAGCGCGCCCAGAUCCAAGAAGCAGCCUAAGCCAAGACAGGAGAAGCCACACAAACGAACAAGUCGAGAUGAUGACAUAGAAGAGAUGAAGAGAGGAAUGGAAGAUCUGGCGUUCAGGCAACAGCAAGCGGAUGAUGGUCGGAAAGCUCAGGAAAGACGCGAAAGGAAAAAGGCAUCAGAUGCAGCCUUGAUCAGACAGGUGAAAAAGACUGUACGGAAGGAGCUGGAAAACAAUGCCAGUGCUCUGAGAGACAUUGACGUGCGCUCAGAAUUGAGCAGACGACUCCUCCGCUCCGACAUUGGCUCUAGGGGUUUUUCCACGCCUGCUCCGCAGUACGUGGACAGUCGCUGUCAGAUCUUGGAGGCUUUCAAGCUCCUCACAGACCAUCUCAUCGACGAGCUGCAUCAGAAGUUCCUUACUCUGGCGGCAGCCAUCCACCACUACCAAGAGACAGUGAUGCUGCCGCAACUAGCAACCCCUUCAUGCCAAACCAAACGAUCUAUGGUCAACCCCCCUACCAGGGACCCGAUCCACAACAAAGACAAGCCCAGAAAUCCGAAGCCUAUUGGACCGGAACAGUGA